CAACAAAAGUAGUAACAAAACUGUAGUAAUUAUCAAAAUACUCAACGGCGAUUUAUUGUACUGCAUCGUUAAUUAAUAAAAGCAAUUUAAUUGAACAAUGGGAAGAAGUAAAAUAAAAUAAGUGCAUUCGUUCGUAUCAAAUUAAAACAAAAUGAGUACAUGGAGAAUGGCCGGGCUGAACUACGUGAAUUAUUCAAACAUAGCUGCGAAAAUCUUAAGGAAGUCGCUGAAGUCCAAUUUAAGAGAAGAUGCAGCGAAACGCGACCAAUCUUUCAUCAAGUGUUUCUUCUGGGUCAAAGGAAACCCUUUACCGCUUGGUGAAAAACCGAAACCGGAUAAGGAACCCACUUGACAUAAUAACCUUUUAAUUGUACUAAUAAAUUGUUAAGAAUAUUA
Molecule: messenger RNA, 396 nt
Organism: Leptidea sinapis
Lineage: Eukaryota; Metazoa; Arthropoda; Insecta; Lepidoptera; Pieridae
Product: protein stunted-like
Exons: 3
Coding region: 152-352 (66 amino acids)
Biological process (GO): proton motive force-driven mitochondrial ATP synthesis
Cellular component (GO): mitochondrial inner membrane
Molecular function (GO): proton-transporting ATP synthase activity, rotational mechanism
Source: RefSeq, a predicted model, not a curated record